GUGUAACUCUGUAACAAUCAAGAAACUUUUUUUUUUUCUAUCCCCAAAAGCUCCUUUUGGAAAUUACUUAUCUACAAGAGCUGAAUUUUUAAGCACAUUUAUUUGAUAGGAAGCAACAGAAAGGUAGCAUGUCAACUGAAUCACCAAUCACACUGAACAUUGACCCUCAGGAUCUGCAGGUCCAGACAUUCACCGUAGAGAAGCUACUGGAGCCUCUCAUAAUUCAGGUUACCACACUUGUAAAUUGUCCCCAGAAUCCUUCCAACCGGAAAAAAGGACGUUCAAAAAGAGCCAGAGUUCUUCUAGCUUCUGUGGAGGAAGCAACUUGGAAUUUAUUAGACAAGGGAGAGAAGAUUGCCCAGGAAGCCACUGUUUUAAAGGAAGAGCUGACUGCUGCACUCCAGGAAGUUCGCAAAGAAAGUGAAGCUCUGAAGGUAUCAGCUGAGAGAUUUACAGAUGACCCCUGUUAUCUCCCGAAAAGGGAGGCUGUGGUUCAAGCUGCCCGUGCCUUGUUGGCUGCAGUUACCAGACUCCUUAUCCUUGCGGACAUGAUUGAUGUCAUGUGUCUCUUGCAGCAUGUGUCAUCUUUUCAAAGAACACUUGAGUGUCUUAAAAAUGUUUCCAACAAAUCUGACCUUCAGAAAACCUACCAGAAGCUUGGGAAGGAGCUGGAAAAUCUGGAUUAUUUAGCUUUCAAACGUCAGCAGGACUUAAAAUCUCCAAACCAGAGGGAUGAAAUUGCAGGGGCACGGGCCACACUGAAGGAGAACUCCCCCCUCUUGCAUUCAAUUUGUUCGGCUUGUUUGGAGCAUUCUGAUGUUGCUUCUCUCAAAGCCAGUAAGGAUUCAGUUUGUGAAGAAAUUCAGAAUGCUCUCAACGUAAUUUCGAAUGCUUCCCAAGGCAUUCAGAAGACGCCGGCCCCAUCAGAACCACAGGCAACAACCCUGGGAAGUGCACUCGAUGAACUGGAGACUUUAAUUGUCCUGAACCCACUCACAGUGACUGAGGAGGAAGUAAGACCAUCACUGGAAAAACGCCUUGAAGCCAUUAUCAGUGGGGCUGCUCUGUUGGCAGACUCUUCGUGUACAAGGGAUUUCCACCGGGAGCGUAUUAUUGCAGAAUGCAACGCCAUUCGCCAGGCUCUUCAGGACCUGCUUUCAGAGUACAUGAACAAUACUGGAAAAAAAGAAAGGAGUAAUACCCUGAAUAUUGCUAUAGACAACAUGUGCAAGAAGACAAGAGACCUCCGCAGACAGCUUCGCAAGGCUAUUAUAGAUCAUGUGUCAGACUCUUUCUUGGAUACCACAGUCCCACUUUUGGUUCUCAUUGAAGCUGCUAAGAAUGGCCGGGAAAAGGAAAUAAAAGAAUACGCUGCAAUAUUUCAUGAACACACCAGUAGGCUUGUAGAGGUGGCAAAUCUUGCUUGUUCCAUGUCAACAAAUGAAGAUGGAAUUAAAAUAGUCAGAAUUGCAGCCAAUCACCUGGAAACUUUGUGCCCACAGAUUAUUAAUGCUGCACUUGCUUUGGCGGCAAGACCCAAAAGUCAAGUGGUCAAAAACACCAUGGAAAUGUACAAAAGCACGUGGGAGAACUAUAUACAUGUCCUCACUGAAGCUGUAGAUGAUAUUACAAGCAUUGAUGACUUUCUUGCUGUAUCCGAAAGUCAUAUCCUGGAAGAUGUCAACAAGUGUAUCAUAGCCUUGAGAGACCAGGAUGCAGAUAAUUUAGACCGCGCUGCAGGAGCUAUCAGAGGACGGGCAGCAAGAGUUGCUCACAUUGUCACAGGUGAAAUGGACAGUUAUGAACCUGGGGCCUACACUGAAGGUGUCAUGAGAAAUGUUAACUUUCUUACAAGUACUGUAAUUCCUGAGUUUGUAACACAAGUGAAUGUCGCCUUGGAAGCCUUAAACAAGAACUCCCUGAAUGUGUUUGAUGAUAAUCAAUUUGUGGAUAUCUCAAAGAAGAUCUAUGAUACAAUUCAUGACAUCAGAUGUUCUGUCAUGAUGAUUCGGACCCCAGAGGAACUGGAGGAUGUUUCUGACCUUGAAGAAGACCACGAGGUCCGCAGUCACACCAGCGUUCAGACUGAAGGGAAAACUGACCGGGCUAGGAUGACUCAGCUUCCUGAGGCGGAAAAGGAAAAGAUUGCAGAGCAAGUUGCUGAUUUCAAGAAAGUAAAGAGCAAGCUGGAUGCUGAGAUUGAAAUAUGGGAUGAUACAAGCAACGAUAUCAUUGUUCUUGCCAAGAAGAUGUGUAUGAUCAUGAUGGAGAUGACAGACUUCACGAGAGGCAAAGGUCCACUAAAGCAUACAACUGAUGUGAUAUAUGCGGCUAAAAUGAUAUCAGAAUCAGGAUCAAGGAUGGAUGUCCUCGCUCGACAAAUUGCUAACCAGUGUCCAGAUCCAUCAUGCAAACAGGACCUGCUGGCCUAUCUGGAACAAAUUAAGUUCUACUCCCAUCAACUGAAAAUCUGCAGUCAAGUUAAAGCUGAGAUCCAGAACCUGGGGGGAGAGCUCAUCAUGUCAGCUUUGGACAGUGUCACCUCCCUGAUCCAAGCAGCCAAAAAUCUAAUGAAUGCUGUGGUGCAAACAGUGAAAAUGUCUUACAUCGCCUCAACCAAGAUCAUCCGAAUCCAGAGUCCUGCUGGGCCCCGGCACCCAGUAGUGAUGUGGAGAAUGAAGGCACCAGCAAAAAAACCUUUGAUUAAAAGAGAGAAGCCAGAGGAAACAUAUGCAGCUGUCAGGCGAGGCUCAGCAAGGAAAAAAAUCCAUCCAGUGCAAGUCAUGAGUGAAUUUAGAGGAAGACAAAUCUACUGAAAGCACUAGUCUACCCUAGCGCUCGAAUUACAAAGUCCUGGCUAACACCCUGCUUUAUUUUACACUUGAUUAGUUCUGUAAUUUCACUAAGUUUCAGAGUUUAACUCACAAAUACCAUAAAAAAAAACCACCGGGAACUAAAACAACAUAAGCAACAUAUAUUUGGGGUCAUGUCAUUGUCAUAGCCGGCAUAAAAUGACUAGUCAACACACGCUUGUUAAGUGAAUGACGCCUUUAGGCCCCACUCAGCCUGUCCCAUCACAGGGAAUAUCUUAUAUUCAUUACCAAUGAGCACAGGAGACACAAGUGAGUCUUGUUUAUCUGUGAUAAUUCGAGUACCUUCACUCUCUUCAUUGUGAAAUUCAAACACUGACAUUAACUCAACUUUGGUUCAAUGGAAACAAAAGACCUUAUAAAAUAUUUUUUCACCUAAUCACCAUACUGUCUUUACCUGAACUCACCUGACAGAAAUAUGUGACUCCUGCUACAGGAAAAAAAUUUCAGCCUCUACAUAUUUGUUUCCAUUGUCAACCAAUCAAUCACAUCUAUUGUAAACUAACCAAAUUUGAGCAGUGAAGUUACUGGAUUUUAGAGGUCAGUCUGGGUUAUUAACAAAAUGCUUUAUUAAUAUUAUGCAGACUAAAGUGACCCUUGAUGCCACGUAUAUAGCUUAUAGGAUUCCAUUGUGUUCAGGAGUUCUGCACUUUUGAGUGUUGGGUCCAUCAGAACACUUACGUAAAAGAGCUAUCACCUGGGGAAAUGAGACACUAAACUAUGUUCCAGAGUAAGUUAUAAUCACAGAAGUAUACAGAGUUCUGCAUGACUCUAAAAAUCCAUUUUUAUCUGCUUGCAAUUGUAAUUAAAAGAAAGGCCAGUUUGAAAAACCUUUUGGCAUUGAGUAAAAUAUAACUCUGUGAAUUGUAUCAUUGAACUAUGAAACAGAGUUAAUGGCAAUGAAGCUGGAGUGAUCUUAAUAACAUUCUUUUAAAUAAAAGUCAUUGGGGUCAUUUUAUAGGUCCAGUAACUGUGCUCAUCCAGAGAUGAGGUUAUAAUGGACUUUAUAAUAGUGUAAGAAUCUAGUGUACUCUCUCUCUCUAUCUCUCUUUCUCUCUCUCUCUCUCUUUCUCUCUUUCUCCUUUUCCUAUUGGAAUUUCAGUGAACUAUAUGAAGGAAUUAAGCCUCAUCUUUAUUUUGUUUCGGUCAUGGGGUUUCCAUCCAUAAGAUUUUAAAAAUGUUAAUUCCAUAUUCUAUUUUAUCAUAACAACAUUAUAAAUGUAACUUCUCACUUGUAAAACAUUGUCAUUGAUGAUAAUUUCAACAACCAUGUUACUUUAGAUUGAUGAAAAAAUGUUUUUCCUAUAACACCAAUUGCUGUUAGGAAGACCAGUUUGGGUAAAUGGAGUCACUAAAUACAAGAAAGCAUAAAGGUCAAGAGCAGAUUAUAUGUGAUAAAUUGAACAAAAUGGUAUGGGAAAAGAAGGAUCUCAUUAAUAGACUGGCAUUAAUUAUGAGUGAAAUGUUAAUUUCCCUUAAUUAUAAUGAAUUAUUUAAUUUUUCAAAGUGCUGAAUUGCCUGGGCUCUGUGUGCAAACUUUCAAGGAGUUGAAGACAAUUAACUCCUUUCUGUUUUGCACUACAGUCAGUCUUGGCCAAAAUAUUUAUUCUGAACAAAGUCAAACAUCUAGAAAAUAAGGCAGUCAAGAAAGAAAUUAGAUAAUUCAAAUGAUUGUGUUUUACAGAACUAUCUGGACAAUUGAGGCAAAUGGCAGUUUCUUUUGUUGAAAUGCUCCCUUGUAUUCUGUUUUAAGUAUAGAGCAUCUGUGUCAGACCCUUCUCUUGGGUUCUAUCUAGUGUGAUCUCAUCAUUUAGCUGAGAAACGAAUUUUCUUUGAAAGUCAUCAAAUGUGUAGCUGUUUAUCUUAGCUUCUAAAGCCACAUGCACAAAAAUUGGAAGAGUCUCAUGUAGAGAAUAUAAUGUCCAUUUGACUCUCUAUGUUGUCUUUCUACAUGUUGGAAUGUAGAAUGCAGUAUUGAACAUCAAUUACCAAAUAACUUUUAUUUCUUGAAAUAAAAGUGACAUUUUAUCCAACAUCAUAUGGAUAAAUCCAUCAUAUGGAUAUAUCCAACUCAUAUGUGAACAAGUGCUUCUCUUUAAUACAUAUAGGUUUCCAGCAGCUUAGCUCAAAGAAAACUGUGAUUAAACAAAACAAUAAAAAAUUUUAACUCUGCAAAAGUUCCAGGAGUAAAUUUGCAUUAGUAACCAAAGGGGCAGUAAACACAAAACUGAGAAAGACAUCUGUUCACCUGAGCAAAUUCCUGCAGUGAACAGAAUUUGAAGAUUUAAUUCAAACCUUUGAUAAUGCAAAUGUUUAUGCAAAAAAAAACUAGCAGUAAAAAUAUUAACAAAUCUAUGUAUUAUAAAGCUCAGGUAAAUAAAUAUGUUCAAUAGGUAUAUUUCUAUUGGACUUAUUUGUUUGUAGUCCUUUCUUCUUCAGAGGAAUGCUGGAAAUUUCUUAACAAGGAUGAUAAUUUUGUGGCCCAUUAUGAAACUUUUGAAAGUACAUGAUAGAGAUUGGUACCUCCUCUGAUAAUAUAUUUACUUGAUCCUGCUAUUUAGAAUACACUCUUCUCUGCUAGUGAAAUCAAUUUAUAUGCAUUUACAUAUUAAAAAAAUUACUUUAGAGGAAAGAGAAGUUUUAUACCAGCUACAAGGACCAUUCCAUCUCUUGUCAGCCACCUGCUUUACUGCCAAAUGUUAGACUAGUGUCAGAAUAACUUGGAAAAUAUCCAUGAAAUCUAAUUAAUUAAAGAUUCUUCUUUUAAUUAUAAAAACUGAAAGGUUUUCACCAAACAUACAAGGUGAAAAAUAUAAAUCUCUAUCACAAAAAAUAUUAGAUUAAAAUGUUUUUGUCCUAAUAAAUUUCUGAAUAGUUCUUGAAUGAGUCAGGAAAAGGAGUCAAACAUCAAAUUUGUACACCAAUCUGUGAAUCAUUACUUUCUGUUUGUUAUGAUAUGAGUGAAACAUACAGUGUGUUAGAAGAUAUGAUGUCAAAUUCCAGCUACUUGGGAGGCUGAAACAGGAGCAUUGCAAUUUGGAGGCCAACCUGAGCAAGUUACCAAAACCCUGCCUCAAAAGAAAAAGUAAAAAGGUGCUAAGGAUUUAGCUUAGCGAUAUAGCACAUCCCUAGCAUUCAUGAGGCCCUAGGGUCAAUUCCCAGUAUCAAUCCCCCAACCCAAAUUUAUAUAUAUAAUUUUUUUCCUUCAUAUUCAUAAGAGUGCCUUUUGACUUUUGAAAAUCCUUUAACUUAGGAUCAACAAUAUAUGUUUCCCAUAAAUCUCUUUGUACAGAAGAUAAGGGUCCCAGAGCUACAGAGAGGACUAUUCUUGCAAUCCUGCAUUUUAAAAAUAGUUUUGAAGAAGGUCAGUUUUCAAGCCCUACCUUGGUAAGUUAGUUAAAAUUGUAAGUAUAGAGUUAAAUGCCCAACUUGGGCCUUCAAACUUAAUAAUGCUCCUCAAAUUCAAUAAUGAGUGACUAAAAAGACUGAUAUGUAACAAUGAGGCCAGUGUCUUCAUGUCUCCCAACACCUUCACUUUAAGGGUGAUCCCAAAUCUCAUCUCUUUAAGCAUCUACAAUUUCACUAAUACAUUCUGUAGGAUUUCAGUUAAAUUCACAAGUUUUCAUUUCUAGCAGAAUCAUUCCUUUAGUCUUUCUAGUCCCCAAAACAUUCUUAUUCUUUUUGGUGUCAAAUACAUACUUUUAUGUUAGGGAUCAUGGUUCCCAUGGAUACGGAUUUCUGUAUAGUGGCCAAGUGAGUGGAAUGAGAUCUGAGACUCUUCCUGGUGUUAUCCACCAUUCUCUAGUGAACUUACAGAAAAAUCACCAGCCUGCUUCUGUAUUAUCAUAAAUGAUUGUCUAGGUUAGCAAGAUAGGCGACAGAAUAUCAAUUUCAAUGAAAACUGUACUUUCUUUUAUCAACUUGUCUUUUUCCAAAACACACCUAUUGUAUAUUUAGGAAUCAAGUAUUUAUUUUGUGUUUCUAAGGUCCAAAAUACUUGUUUCUCCUAUCAGAAAGUUUAGGGGUAUGCACUUAGAAAGAAUAUUACUUUAAGAAUUCUCUUUAAGUAAAUUAGGAAAUUUUCUACAAGCUGAGGUGUUAGGGAAACUCCUUUUUUUGGCUUCUCUUCCCAUACCAUUAGGAUAUGUUCAGUGUUAAUAUUUUGCCUGUUACCACCAAAUAAACAAGGAAGACCUAAUGAUGAAAGCAUUACAUAUGAAGUAUUUUAAAAGUGUUCAUUUUAGGAAGAAGGAUGGAUUUUGUAGAGGGAAAUGAGGGGUUGAAGAGGGGACGGGGGAAGGAAAGAUGAAUGGGACUAACAUCAUUACCCUUUGUACAUGUAUGAUUAUAUAACUGGUAUGACUCUACUUCAUGAACAACCAGAGAAAUGAUAGUUGUAUCCCAUUUGUGUACAAUGAAUCAAAAUUUAAAAGGAAGUGUUCAUUUUGACCCUUGGGGUCAAACUAGGAAAAAAAACAUGGAUGCUAUUAAAACUAGAUGUAUGUAGCUGAACUUGUCCUAAUCAAGGCUAAGCACUAUCCUAGACAUCUAAAAGACAGAAAAAGAUUUAAAUUUUUAAAUACUUUUUUCAUUUCUAAUCAAUUCCCAUGAAUAAGAACAUAGUUUAUAUUAAAGCAAAAUAAAGAAUAGCUUAAAACAUUAGUCAUUGUGCAUGUGAAUACCUAACAGACAGCCUAUAUAGAAUUAUCCCUGAACACUUCAAAAGAGGGUAAUUAAUACACUUGAGACAAGUGCCUGCAAAUGGAAUCCAACUUGAUCAGAAGUCAGUCUGUAGGCAAUGGAUGGUCUAUGGGGCUGACACUUGUGUAUCAUCCCCAGAUGAGAUUAUUCAGGACUGCAUUAUGGCAUCCAGAAGCCCCCACUGGUUAGUUGGAACAAAACGUAGCUUUACUUUAACAUGAGCAUGGCCAGUGGGAUAAAAAAAAAGGAGUGCAGACAGAGCAUUUCUAAAUGGCAUGGAUAAGAAAGUGCCAGAGGUAGAGGAGGGAAUGAGAGGGAUGCUUGCAGAAGCAGAUGCCAUUUAUAGAGGGAGGGGUGAAGAGUUUUGGUUCUAUGAAGAUUAGGCAGACUUAUCCUGAGGAGGGUUUGAUGGGUAGGGCAGAACACUUGUCCUGGUAUUUUGGUGGUUUGGUAAAGUAAUAUAAGAGGUAAAAGAAUGAACUGCAAAAAUGUUCAGGUUGAUUUUAGGAAAAUGAGUCAUAAGUUGAAAAACAGGUGUUCAGUCAUUCUUCAGGCCAGUGAUGGGUGAAAUUUUUAGGAUAUACCAGAUAACAAAACAAAUAAUGAUCUUUGUCUUCAUGUGCCAACUCUGUGUUAAAUCCUGACCCUUAUUUAAUACUUUCAAUAAUUUUAUGAAAUAGACCUUAUUGGUUCUAUUCCACAGCUAAGGAAACUGAGGCCUGAACAGAAUUAGAAUCUUGUUCGGAGACUUACUGGCUUUACAAUUUUGUUUGUCAAUCCCCAGAUUAUGAAAUUUUAACUGCCUUACCAUCCAGACUUCUUGGAAAAUGAGAUUGAGUUUUCCAGUUCAUAAGAUACACACUUCAAAUCCUCCCUGAUUUUCUGUGUCAGAACAAAAAAGAAUAACAACUUUAAAAAUGUAUUAUUUAUGUAUAUCUUGUAUCAUUCCAGGAAGAUAAGAGUCAGAUAAAUAAUUAGGUGGAUACUCUCUCCUCUAAUAACUCAAUACAGUGUACCAGGUAUAUGGGGAAUCAAUGUUUUGUCUGUGUGAUCUAAUAAAUGAGAAUAGCUCUUGUGCAAAGUUACUUUUAUCACCGUAGAGGGGAAAACUUCAAUGUCAAGGACUAUGUCAGUCUAUAUCUUCAGGAUCCACUGGUAUAAACUAUUUGUUUGUGUCAUUUCUUUCUCCUUUUACUGCUUAUGUGUGCCUAAGUUUAGGCAUUCCAAGAGUUCAUUGGUCAAGGAUUGUUGAAAUAGGCUAUCAUUUUCCUGUAUUUCAAACUUACCCAUUCCACAGUUCCUUGUUUAUGGAGGUCACAUAUGCACAGCAUGUGCCUGAAUACAGGCAAAUUCUUUCCUUAAUGUCACAUGGUCCUUCUUUCUAGUAUCAGCUGAAGGGUCCUCUUCUUGACCAUUUUGUAUUAUAGGUUUCCAUAUCCCAGGCACUAAAGAGUUAAGUGACUUUCUGGUGUAUAAACAGGCACAGGUGUUUCCUCAAACUAGGAAUGUGUUUAUUUGGGGUCUUCAUCUUGUGUAUCUGGUAGUCAUGAUGGUCCCUGUUUGAAGUGUAAGAAACUAAGUGUUCAUGAAGAAAAUUUUCUUUUAAAAAGGCUCAUAUUUAUCACACUUAUUCUCUCUCUCUCUCUCUUUUUUUU
This is a messenger RNA of Sciurus carolinensis (gray squirrel), 9226 nucleotides long. RefSeq names its product catenin alpha 3 (gene Ctnna3). The transcript has 18 exons. Gene Ontology annotation, cellular component: adherens junction; fascia adherens. Gene Ontology annotation, biological process: cell-cell adhesion; cell migration. Lineage: Eukaryota; Metazoa; Chordata; Mammalia; Rodentia; Sciuridae. The coding region runs from base 129 to 2816 and encodes 895 amino acids. The record is from RefSeq and is a predicted model, not a curated record. Gene Ontology annotation, molecular function: actin filament binding; cadherin binding; beta-catenin binding.